Messenger RNA from Adineta ricciae, 753 nucleotides. Lineage: Eukaryota; Metazoa; Rotifera; Eurotatoria; Adinetida; Adinetidae. The record is from the annotation of a GenBank genome assembly.
AUGCAUGACGGUCCAUUUCAAUUUUACUUCUUAUUCGGAAUUCUUCAACAUGGAGCGAAACUACCAGUCGAUAUAACUUUUCGUCCUCAAUUAGAAUAUCGAAACUUCUACGACAUUACCGAAACGAUAUACGAUCUCAAGAAUAAGAAUGAAAUCAUCAAACGGCGAGAAAUCGAAAGUGUGGAGAAAGUGAUUCAACUAAAGAAAAAGACGAUUAUCGGAAUCAUUAAUAGAAAGGCUAAGCUAGAUCCGUACAACGAAGAUGAAUGGAAUAUUCUACUAAAACGGCCGUACUUCGACCGUUUAGAACAAUUCGAAUUGCCAGGUGAUCUUCGCUCUCGUACGUCACCAUUCGGUCAUAUGUGGAUGUUAUUUCCUGCCCCGGAAAACUUAAUGACGCCGGACAUCAAAAAGCUUUAUGAGGGACAAAAAUGGGCGGUAAAGAUGGCAGGUAGUGCAUACGAUAUGAAUUACGAAUUGACAAAUAUCGAUCACGAGAACCACCAAGCGAUUGUUGAAGGUCGGAAUGGAAUUUGCUCGAAUGGAGAAGCCGGGGUGAAGAGAUGGAAUGCUAGUUGGAUAGUUGAUACUCGUGAUGGAGUUAUCAAAGAAAUGCAACUACGCGUCGAGCAUGAGAACAAACAGAAGAAUGAAAAAACACGUACGAUAACGACAAAGAUUUGGACACGAGGCGAAGAAGACCCAGAUAAACGCUAUGAUUACGAAUUUUCUGAAGGCCGACCAGAUCUUUAA